AUGACGCCCUCUGGGGAGUUUUCUCUCCACCCCUUGCUCCCGGCUCUAAAGACGAGGAUCACGGCGAUUCAUCAUCAUGAUGAUCGACUCUACCUCGGGACCUCGACAGGUCAUAUUCGAGUCUAUUCUUGGGAGUUGGAUACAGGGGAGACCAAACCCACAGUCAAGCAUAUCAAGGCGUAUCCUGUCUCGAGAAAAGCGAUAGACCAGAUCGGCGUGUUACCAAACGAGCGUAAAAUUGUGGUCAUAUCAGACUCCACCGUCACGCUGUACUCUCUCGACGAGCUUCGGCAGAUCAAAGUUCUGACGCUGGCUCGUUACGCUCAUUGCUUUGCGAUUGCCUCGAACGCGACUGGGACAGGGGAUGUGCUGUUCGUCGGGUGUCGGAAAAAGAUUGUCGUAUUUGGCGCAGGGAGAGGAGGCUUCAAGGAAGCAUGGGAUCUCUCACUCCCCCACUCACCACGACAUGUUGUCCUCUCCUCGAGCCUUUCUCCACGUACGGCUCACCUCCUUUACUCUACGACCUCUUCAACUCUCCUUUCCAUUGAUCCAGAAUCAUCGACCCACCUAUCUGUCACGGAUAUCACUUUGACCGGCCCUCAGUAUUCACAAGAAAAGUCCGCUUCGUCCUCCGCUGAAGGAUCCGGCGGACCCUCAACGAGUGGGAGCGGUCUAUCGAAGGGAAUGGGUGUCAGUGCAUUGUCUGGUCUCGGAGGUUACGUCGGUCUAGGUGGAAAAGCUGCCAAUCCCGUGGGAACACGGACUGUCAAGGGAGAAGCAUGUAUCGCGAGAGAGGACAAUGGUAUCUUUCUCUCAUCUGAAGGUAGCUCAACCCGUUCGUCAUCCCUCACUUGGUCUGCUCCUCCUGAAAGCCUGGCAUAUUCCAAUCCCUUCAUCUACUCUAUCGUCCCCUUCGUCCCUCCCACGGCAUCCUCCUCAGCAUCGUCUUCCGUCUCACCACCAACAUCAGCUAUUCAAGUACAUCUGUCACCCACUCUGCACCUGUACACCACUCUCAUCUUGCCUUUACCAUCUGCCGGUGGACUCACAGCGCAGCAUCUAUGUCCCAUUCGAUCAAGCUCAAAUUCGACCCUGGCAUCAUCUGUAUCCUCAUCUAUCAAAUUCCUAUUCAUUUCCACACCGCUAGACAAGACUCUAGCGACGAGUGAGGGAAGCUCCAUCUGGUCCAUCGAAAGUGGUGAUCUUGGCGAAUGUGUGGACUCGUUAGUCCAAGAAGGCCGAGUCGCAGAUGCCAUUGGUCUCGUUGAGGCCGUCGGAGAAUCGGGCUUUGCACCUUCUCGUCGCUUGCCGCAUCUCAAAACUCUCAUGGCCGUCCAGCGAUUUGCACAGGGUCAAUAUCAGACCGCCAUGGAGACGUUUGUCACUUACAAUGUCAAUCCCGCGCUUGUUAUCUCACUGUUCCCGGCCGAGACGAUCUCAGGUCGCCUUCACAAUAAUAGGGAAGCCUGGAUGUCCCUCUUCGGAGCGGUCGAUGGCGCUUUACUUGAGCCUAGAUUUGAGACUCAACCUCAGGAAACGUCAAAAGGAUUGCUCAGCCGAGUCGCGCAUGUCCACAAGAAGAGCAGUGUGGAGACGUUGAAAAGCAAGAACGGGGAUAAGGACCUUUCCUCAACAGUAAACGAUGUCGUUCUCCCCCGUGCAGCAUACGAAGCUCUGGUCUACUUUCUGACAGAUCGUCGUCAAAAGCUCAAUGCGCCAAUGGCGACGACGGAAGUGCCGUCUGAAUCAUCCCUCGCACCUUUGUCCUCCUUAGCAGCAGAGACGCUCUACGCUCUACCUUCCACACCGUUCUCUGACUUGAACCCCGAAACUUUGCUGCGGAUGGCGCAAGUCGUCUAUACAGCUCUGAUCAAGGUAUAUCUAGUCGCCAGACCAAUUCUGGUCGGCAGUCUGUGCCGGAUAGAGAAUUGGUGUGAUGUAGAGGAGGUAGAGGGGCUUCUGAAGGAUCAAAAGAAAUUCAGCGACCUCGUCGACCUCUACCAGGGAAAGAAGAUGCACAAGAAGGCGCUAGCAAUGCUACACGAUCUCGCCAUGGAGGAAGAGGACAAGUUGGAUCGAUACCCUCCUACCAUCGAGUAUCUUCAGAAACUCGGUCCGUCUGAAUUGCCCUUGAUAUUGGAGACAUCCAAAUGGAUAUUCAAGGGAGACCCAGGGAUGGCUCUAAAGAUCUUCACUGCGGACAAGGCUGGUGUUGAAGCUCUCCCUCGAAUGGAGGUCAUGCGAUUCCUUGACGAAACCGACGAGACAUGUUGCAGCAAGUACCUCGAACACAUAAUUGAUGACCUCGGGGAAACCCGGUCCGAGUUUCACGAUAGACUUGCCGAGUUGUACUUGGCUCGAGUGGACGAGCAGAGUAUGUCGGAUAUCGAGAUGACCAAACCGCUAAUGACAGAUGGCCUGGCACGAUUGCUUGAUUUCUUGGCACGGUCACAUAGUUACAGACCUUACCGCAUAUCGCAAAAGCUUACCAGAGAUAUCCCUGAGGUCCAGGCUGUCCUUCUGGGGCGACAGGGACGACAUGAGGAAGCUCUCAAGAUAUACUUGUACCGGCUGAAAGAUUAUUCCGCAGCCGAGAGCUACUGCGCGCAGGUUUACGCCAAAGACCCGGACCCGAAGGGUAUCUUUUUACUCUUGCUAACCCUAUAUCUCCGGCCAUCAUCUUCUGAUCCGGUCUUACUGGAGCCUGCCUUGAGUCUCAUAGGCACACAUGGCACGCGACUCGAUGCAGAGCAAGUGUUGGGUCUACUACCUCCUCUUGUGACGAUGAAGCAAGUUGAGGCGUUCAUGUUCAAGACGCUCCGUGACGGAUUUGCCAGGAAGAACAAUGGGCAAAUCGUCAAAGAGUUGUUGAUGGCUAGGCGAGAUCAGAUGGACAGGAUCCUUCUGGAUCUGCAGGUCCACAGGGUCAGAAUCACAGAUCAGAGAUUAUGUCCUCAAUGUCAUAAGCGACUUGGUCAAUCUGCCAUUGCCGUCCAUGCUCCGAGGGGCGAGGUGACUCAUCUCCACUGCAAAGACUCAUUCGCUCUCACUCUGUCCAAGAUGAGAGGAGGGAUGAGGUAG
Kockovaella imperatae is the source of this 3081-nucleotide messenger RNA. RefSeq lists its product as hypothetical. Gene Ontology annotation, molecular function: protein binding. Gene Ontology annotation, biological process: endosomal vesicle fusion; intracellular protein transport; vesicle-mediated transport. The record is from RefSeq and is a predicted model, not a curated record. Gene Ontology annotation, cellular component: cytoplasm; fungal-type vacuole membrane. The transcript has 14 exons. The coding region runs from base 1 to 3081 and encodes 1026 amino acids. Lineage: Eukaryota; Fungi; Basidiomycota; Tremellomycetes; Tremellales; Cuniculitremaceae.